This is a messenger RNA of Synchiropus splendidus (mandarinfish), 4406 nucleotides long. It is a transcript of the gene exoc7, whose product is annotated as exocyst complex component 7. Gene Ontology annotation, cellular component: exocyst. Lineage: Eukaryota; Metazoa; Chordata; Actinopteri; Syngnathiformes; Callionymidae. Gene Ontology annotation, molecular function: phosphatidylinositol-4,5-bisphosphate binding. Gene Ontology annotation, biological process: exocytosis. The transcript has 22 exons. The record is from RefSeq and is a predicted model, not a curated record. Bases 147 to 2318 code for a protein of 723 amino acids.
GUAGAUAACUGGCUUCCUCUGUUUAGCUGUUUGCCACAAUGUUAGCACGCAGACGUGGUAAGACAGAUCUAUCCAAAUGAUUUGAACGAUUGGUGAAAAACAUCUACCUUACUUCUGCGCCUGUGCCCUCGGGAACUGUUUCGAAGAUGAUUCCCACCGAGGACGCUUCCGCCAGGAAGCGGGAGAUCGAGGAGAAGCUCAAGCAGGAGCAGGAGACAUUGUCUUUCAUCAGGGAGAACCUGGAGAAGAGCGACCAGCUGACCAACGGAAUGGUGUCCAUUCUGUCUUCGUUCGAAAGCCGACUGAUGCAGCUGGAGAAUUCCAUCAUCCCGGUCCACAAGCAAACAGAGAACCUGCAGCGUCUACAGGAGAAUGUUGACAAGACUCUGUCCUGCAUGGAUCAUGUGAUCAGCUACUAUCACGUUGCUAAAGAUACUGACCGCAUCAUCCGGGAGGGACCGACUGGGCGACUCGAUGAGUACUUGUCAUGCAUCGCCAAAAUCCAGAAGGCAGUGGAAUACUUCCAGGACAACAAUCCAGACAGUCCAGAGCUCAACACAGUGAAAGCUCGUUUCGACAAAGGGAAGGAGCUGCUGGAGGCUGAAUUCCGCAGCCUGCUGACACGCUACAGUAAACCCGUCCCGCCCAUCCUCAUCCUGGACGCCAUCAGCGUCGACGAGGAGCUGGACGUCCAGGAGGAAGUAGUUCUGGAACACCUGCCCGAGGCGGUCCUGCAGGACAUCAUCUGCAUCGCUGGCUGGCUGGUGGAGUAUGGACGUAACCAAGACUUCAUGAACGUUUACUUCCAAAUCCGGUCCAACCAGCUGGACCGGUCCAUCAAAGGCCUGAAGGAUCACUUUCGUAAGAACAGUACCUCCUCUGGUAUCCUCUACUCACCGGCGGUCCAGACUAAACGCAAGGACACCCCGACCAAGAAGGCCCCUAAAAGACCAGUCUACAUCCCAGGGACCAUUCGCAAAGCCCAGAACCUUCUCAAACAGUACUCACAGCAUGGUCUGGAUGGGAAAAAGGGGGGUUCUAACCUCACUCCUUUGGAAGGCUACGAUCAUGACCUGAGGGUCAAACACCUGUCUGACGCCCUGAAUGAGAAGCACGGGGCUCUCGCUGGGAAAGAUGACGUUCUGGAUAUCGAGAUUGACUCGUACAUUCACUGCAUCAGUGCUUUUGUGAAGCUGGCACAGAGUGAGUACGCGUUGCUGACGGAGAUCAUCCCAGAGCACCACCAGAAGAAGACAUUUGACUCCCUCAUUCAGGAGGCGUUGGACAACCUGAUGCUGGAAGGUGACAACAUUGUGUCGGCAGCUCGCCGUGCCAUCCUGCGCCACGACUACUCUGCCGUCCUCACCAUCUUCCCGAUAUUGCGGCACCUUAAAAUGAACAAGUCCGACUUCGAUGCCACGCUGCAGGGAACAGCAGCGAGUACGAAAAACAAACUCCCUGCUCUCAUCACGUCCAUGGAAACGAUUGGAGCUAAAGCUCUGGAAGAGUUCGCCGACAGCAUCAAGAAUGAUCCAGAUAAGGAAUACAACAUGCCGAAAGACGGAACUGUCCACGAGCUGACCAGCAAUGCCAUCCUCUUCCUGCAGCAGCUUCUAGACUUCCAUGAGACAGCAGGAGCCAUGUUGGCCUCACAAGUUCUGGGGGACACUUACAAUAUUCCUUUAGAUCCCCGAGAGAGCAGCUCAGCAAGCAGCUUCACCUCUGAUUUCAGCAAGAAGCUCCUCAGCACCUACAUCUGUAAAGUUCUGGGGAACCUUCAGCUGAACCUCCUGAGUAAGUCCAAAGUCUAUGAGGACUCGGCUCUCAGUGCCAUCUUCCUGCACAACAACUACAACUACAUCCUCAAGUCUCUGGAGAAAUCUGAGCUGAUCCAGCUGGUCACUGUGACCCAGAAGAGAGCAGAGAGUUCCUACAGAGAACUGAUCCAACAGCAGAUCCAAGACUACCAGCGCAGCUGGGUGAGAGUGACUGAUCAUCUGACUGAUCGGAACAUACCAGUCUUCCAGCCUGGAACAAAGCUGAAAGAUAGAGAGCGUCAGGUCAUCAAGGACAAGUUCAAGGGUUUUAAUGAUGGCCUGGAAGAGCUGUGUAAAAUUCAGAAGGGCUGGGCGAUUCCAGACAAGGAGCAGAGAGAUUUCAUCCGUCAGGCUCAGAAGAAGGAAGUGUCAGAGGCCUACAGGACUUUCCUGCAAAGGUGUGCCAACAUCUCCUUCACCAAGAAUCCAGAGAAGUACCACAAGUACCGUCCAGAGGAGGUGGAGGAGAUGAUCGAGAGACUGUUCGACACGUCGGCCUGAAGCAUUGCCAGCGUCUCUCUCUCUCUCUCUCUCUCUCUCUCUCCAUACAUGUGACUGGAAUAACAUCUGUACUCUCCAGAGGCGUUGAUACAACACAAGGCUUGGGCUCACUCUGGUCAGAUACUUUCGGCGGCUACCAGCAGGUGGCGGCAUAAGCUUGGAAGCAGGAUACUGACGCGUGAUCAGAAAUACCGUUGGUUCAUAAUUCCAAACAAUAAUCGUAUGUGGCUGACUCUUUCACUCUGCAGUUGAAGGUCUGGCAGAGGAAAAUAUUUUAAUUGAGAAUUAAAUUAAUACUGCACAUUUGUUGUGUUUGUUUUCACAUGAAAGAUCACCAUAUUAAGCCAUUUAACAGCCAUCAUUUUUUUUGCGAGUGACCUUCUUCAGCUGUGAUCUAGAGUGGCAAUGUAACACCUCCUUCUCACUGAUGGACCUGUGUAAAUGAUGUCCAAGUGGAUGAAGACGCAAUAUAGGAUGCAGCUGCACUCAUUCAAGUGGAUUUAUAAUCACGAUCUGAGGGAAAUAUGGGUAUCCUUCAUCAAAAAAGCAAGUCUGUCGUCUGACGGAGAAACUGCUUGGCGAAUCCGCUGCACUUUGAAGUGAGUUGUAGUUCACCCUGCAUGUUGAAACUUUGACCUUUUCUGAGUUUGUGAUACGUUACCUCAGAAGCCAUUAAUCAUUUAAGAGUCUAGCUGGAAGUUGCAACUGCAGCUGCCGCUCUUUUUGGAGGUGGCACUGGAGGCAGGAAGUGACCGCCUUGGUGCCCAGUCACUUCCUGUGACUGAGGCUGAGCAGUUGUACAAGGAAGUGACAUCAAUGCAGCAGUUAGUUAGACUGGAAAUGAUUGACGGUGGUGCGAUUGUUUGAGUCCAGGAGAGAGUUCUGAGGUGGCUGCAUGAGAACAUGGGCUGCGUCUGAAAAUGUCAUUGUGAGGAAUGUUUAUCCAAAUUUAUUCACAUUACACAAGAACAAGAAAUGCGGUACACAAAAUAAAAACCAACCUUUAAAUGGUGUGGCAUGGCUGGAAAACAGUGCUGAUCUCUGAAUUAUUGGAAAUGCCCGAGCAGGAGUUUGAAGGCUACAUUCAGAGCACCUUCAGGCGCCGGCCUCAAGUGUACAUACAUUCAUACCUCAGCUUUGUUCUGCUUCUCCUCUGAACUCCUAGACUGCACUGUUGUCGGUGGAUGUUCGCUGGAUCACGUCAGUGUUUGACUAUAAACCUUCCGCACUAAAACUCAGUUGGCAGCUCCAUUUCUGGCUUUCAGACUUUUAAUGAGUCCAGUUCUGGAUCCAGGAUCAUAUCCAGGCAGGAAGCAGAAAUGCUGGACAAGGAAACCAGUGCUCUGACCCACCCAAUUCAAACUGGGGUCAUUUCUGCACCGAUUUAAUCUUAAAACAUAACACUUCAUCAAAAUUACACACGUUGUUAGUUUUGACAGUGUAACUCUGCUUUAUUUGGAGUCUGCGAUGAAGGUAAAAUGAGAGUAGAGAUUUCAUUUAAUACUCCAUUCACUGGUUCAUUCAUUUUAGAACAAGUAGUGCACCAUGCUUCUCUCUCCUGAAGAAAAUGCUAGUACCCCACUACCGCAUCAUUUGGUGUGCUGGUCAGCUCAUGUAAAAGCGUGUAUGUCACAAUGGUUGAUCCUGUUAAGAUUCAAUAUUUCCACAGUGGGAUUGUGGUGUCGCUCUGGGUGUUCCAAAAUUGUUGAUUUUUCCAGCUCCUCUAAGCCAGCCACAUUUUCUUCAAAAAGAUGAAAAUGUUCAUGGAUGAUUAUUCUGAGCAAAAAGAGAAAUUAUCUUCCUAAAAUGUGUUCUCACUGCUUUUCUCGAGCUCUGAAACUGCAGGCCAGUGGAUAUGUGGGAAGCUGGUUCCUCUUGUUAUGAGCAACCUUUCAUUCGAGUGUUUAAAUCAAAUGAUGAGGCAUCAAUUUUUCAAAAUAAAUUUCCAAACUUGUUUCUAGGAAUUCACGUGACAUCAGUAGAUUUAAAGUAUACUUUCUUUUAAUGUGAGCUGGUGGAGAUUCUCAGAAAUCUGGCGAGUACUUUUCCACCUCUAAAAAUAGCCGUAAAAGGUGGUGUUUUUCCGCC